This is a messenger RNA of Fonsecaea pedrosoi CBS 271.37, 396 nucleotides long. RefSeq lists its product as uncharacterized. NCBI's taxonomy places the organism in Eukaryota, Fungi, Ascomycota, Eurotiomycetes, Chaetothyriales, Herpotrichiellaceae. The coding region runs from base 1 to 396 and encodes 131 amino acids. The record is from RefSeq and is a predicted model, not a curated record. The transcript has a single exon.
AUGGGAAACCCAUCAAAUGGGAUCGCCAUCAGACGGUUUAGCAGCAGAGCCCAGGGGCGCAGACGAGGACGGAGAAAGACCGGAAUCACACCGAUAGGCGAGAAGAUUCACCUCGAUCUCCAUCCGGACGCAUUUCGGUUGACCGUAGACAUUGACGAGCCCAUCCUUCUCAAGACGCUGACCAUGUGUAACAGUUUCGAGCAUGAUGACGACCGUGCUCGAUUCCUCCAGCAGACAUAUUCCGACCUGGGCUACAUGUAUGGCGUCCGGCAGAACCGCGCCCAGAGUUCCCAUUACUAUCGGCUCGCUCUCGAGAAAGCGAUCCAAGUGCAAAACACUGCAAACAUUGCGUCGAUACGAUGCCGCGUGGAGGCUAAGGCCAUGACCGACCACUAG